Clunio marinus is the source of this 2290-nucleotide messenger RNA. Lineage: Eukaryota; Metazoa; Arthropoda; Insecta; Diptera; Chironomidae. The record is from the annotation of a GenBank genome assembly.
AAUCGAAGUUUGACUGUAGCAUUCGGAGGGAAUAAUUCGUUAAAUAAUUUUCGAUUUUCGUCAUUAAUUAGCGCACGUAAUCAUAAUAAAACAUAUUGAAUGCCCACAAUUAACAAAAUUUAACUUAAUAAAAUUGAUAAAAGUUGUGUGCAAGUGAAAAUAAAAGAAUCAUGUCGGAUGAUUCCAAAAACAAAGAAGACUCUUUCGAGUCUAGCAGCGAUAGCGAUGAUCCAUCAUUUGGGCCCGCCACUUUAGGUCUCCAUCGAGUUGGAACUGAACCACCGAAACGUAAACGAACAACUCCCUUGCAAAAAUUAAAUGCUCGUGGGCGACCAGCAAGAAUUCGUAAGAAGAAUUCAAAGUAUGAUGAUGAACUUGAAGAAGGAAAAUCACCAGUAAAAGGUUCACCUUCAAAGAAAGCAGCUCCUAAAACUCCUACAACUUCAGCUAAAUCUUCACCAGUAAAGUCUGUAAAAAAACGCUUAAAUCUGAAGAAGGAGAAAGAUACAGACGAUGAAUCAGAUGCAGAUGAAGAAGAAGAAGAAAUGGAGGAAAGUGAAUCUGUAUCUGGAAGAAGUUCUCAACCUGCAAAAAUAAUAAAGAAGGAACGAAAAAAGAGAAUGACGAGACAAUCAACAAUUACUGAGUCGAUGCAUAUGACAAUAAUCGACAAGAAACUUUGCCAACGUGUUGGGCUACGUUUACGUAAUAUAUUGAAACUCCCAAAGGCGCAUAAGUUUGUUAUGUAUGAAUUCUUCUACAGUAGCAUAGAUAAAUCCGUCUUCCUUGGGACUAAUGACUUUGAGCUUUGUCUCAUGGAAACCUUUCCUCGUCUUAAAACUCGCAUGAUGACAAGAAUUGAAUGGAAUAAAAUUCGUCGAACAUUUGGGAAACCUCGAAGAUGCUCAUCAAAAUUUUUUGAAGAAGAACGAAUGGAAUUGGAAAGAAAACGACAAAAAAUUCGCUUGUUACAAUCACGUAAAACUGGGGAUCAUUCAUUUGUAUGCGAUUUACCACAUGAAAUUCCUAUUCCAUUUACCAUUGGCACAAAAGUUACGGCACGCUUGCGAACACCUCAAGAUGGUCUCUUUACUGGAACAGUUGAAGCACUUGUACACAAAAGUCACUCAUAUCGCAUAGCAUUUGAACGUCAAGGAAUUGGAUCACAAGAAAUUCCCGAUUAUGAAGUGAUGUCAAGUGAAAAUAUUGAAGCAAUUAAUUUGAGUAAAAUAACAAAAGAAUUUUUAUCGCGUCCUGAUAUUUCAUAUUACAUGGUUUCACCACUUAAGCCAGCUGGUGCUUUUGCUUCACUUCAAAUGAAUGGCUCAAAUUUUCGUCGUAGUGAUCCAAUGUUAUCAUCAAGUGGCGUUAUUGGUAGUGCAGUAAAAUUAGAAGGAUAUUCAAAGCCAAAGUUUCCUACUUUGGUGCUACCAACAACAGGAUCUAUUGGUGGAUAUCCAGUUAAACUUCUUGAAGCAAUGGUAUUGGUGAGGAAGACAUUGGAAGUGAAACAAUUACAACUCCUUAAGAUUCGUCGAAUGAAUGUUGAAGCUGAAGUUGUUAAGAGCUUUGGGGAUAACGCUCCUGAGGACUUUCAAAAAAAAUAUGCAGCACUUCUUGUUGAAAUGGAAAGAAUUAAUCGCGAUUUAGCUGAUUACAUGAACAUCUUACAAGCUCAAGCUGAUUUGUUUAUAGCUGAUAAAGAUGAACUUCAAGUUCUCACCCCAACAUAUCUUCGUGAAAAAUGUCGCGAUCUCGCAAUGCAAACAUUUGUGAAGAAUAAUAAUAAUGCAAUUCAAGAUGAUUCGAUGACAAAAUUGAUUGGAAAUUUGGCAACAAUUAUGUGGGUGACAUCAAACUUGAAGAAUGAUCAAUAUUCGAAUGUUGAAGAAGUCCUUUCAACAUGUUUAAUUGAGACAAGCAAAACUCUUGAUCCUGAAAAUGUUUCUUUGUUUGAGAAGACCGUGGAAAGUCAUAUUCAUCAAAUUCAAAUUGGUAUUUUUGAUGAUAGUAUCAGUCAGCAAGCUCAGGAGAUUGAAAUUCUUGAUGAAGACUAUGUUCUCGGUGUUUAGAGCCUCUUUUUCCAUUUCAUUUCUUUGUAGAAUUUUCAAUGAACAUUUAUUUUUAUUUCUCCCUUAAAUAUUCACAUUUCUGCUUUUUUCCUUCUAAUUCAUGAUCAUUAAAAAACAAAUUUCUCUCAUGGUUCAUUCAUAAUUAUAAAUAAAGAAAUAAAAAUAUAAAAUUUAUUCGAAAUUCCAUUCAAAAUUGUUGAUCAGAUUUUCAUGAAUGC